AUGGAUGAGUUCUUCAAGAGUGAGGGUCUUGUCGAUGGUGAAACUAGGGCUAAGAUUCUUAAGGCAGCUAUUGAUGAAAUUAAGAUGAACACUUGCAAAUUAGCUUGCCGUCAAGUUGAAAAGAUUUUGAGGAUUAGGGAGGAAUUCGGAUGGCAAAUCCAUCGGUUGAACGCCAAAGAGGUAUUCCUUCGAUGUGGUGGAGAUGCCAAUGAAGUAUCGGAGAAAUUGGUGUUGGUGCCUAGUACGAACAUUGUAGCUCGUUUCAUUUGCAAAGAAAAUAUAGAUCCGAAACCGACUAUCGGUACUCCAUCCAGUGCCAUUGUAGUAGCUACUACAAACAACUAG
Molecule: messenger RNA, 345 nt
Organism: Sesamum indicum (sesame)
Lineage: Eukaryota; Viridiplantae; Streptophyta; Magnoliopsida; Lamiales; Pedaliaceae
Product: adenylate isopentenyltransferase 5, chloroplastic-like
Biological process (GO): cytokinin biosynthetic process; tRNA modification
Cellular component (GO): mitochondrion
Molecular function (GO): tRNA dimethylallyltransferase activity
Source: RefSeq, a predicted model, not a curated record